Molecule: messenger RNA, 972 nt
Organism: Pisolithus orientalis
Lineage: Eukaryota; Fungi; Basidiomycota; Agaricomycetes; Boletales; Pisolithaceae
Product: Alpha/Beta hydrolase protein
Exons: 14
Coding region: 1-972 (323 amino acids)
Biological process (GO): proteolysis
Cellular component (GO): cytoplasm
Molecular function (GO): aminopeptidase activity
Source: RefSeq, a predicted model, not a curated record
AUGUAUCCUCCGAUCGAGCCGUACGAGAAAGGGAGACUUGACAUACGGGCAAGUCAAUUUCCCGUUGCAGACAUCCCUCCAGUAGUCUGCAACGACCCACUUGUAGUGGUAUUUCUGCACGGUGGCCCUGGUGGUGGAGUGGAUCCCAAAGACAGGCAGUUUUUCAACCCCGACAAGUACAAGAUUGUACUCUUCGAUCAGCGUGGUGCGGGAAAAUCGACACCGAGCGCCUGCAUUGACCACAAUACCACGUGGGACCUUGUUGCUGACAUUGAACGACUUCGGGACAAGCUUUCGAUCGAGAAAUGGCAUGUUUUCGGUGGAAGUUGGGGCUCGACUCUUGCAUUGGCGUAUGCCCAGACCCACCCAAAUCGUGUAAGGAGCCUCGUCUUGCGCGGAAUAUUCACUUUACGCAAAAGUGAACUGCGGUUUUUCUACCAAGACGGGACCUCACACUUAUUCCCGGAGGAGUGGAGUCGUUACCUUCGCCCUGUUGAACCCAGAAAACGGGAUGACAUGAUUAAGGCUUACCACAGCCUCCUGGAAGACCCUGACGAGAAAAUAAGAUUAGGCGCUGCGAAAGCAUGGUCGCGAUGGGAAAUGGCCACUUCCCGCCUCUUUGUUAGUCAAGACAGCCUUGAGCGAGCUGAAGAGGACGAUUUUGCUUUGUCGUUUGCACGUAUCGAAAAUCACUACUUCGUAAACGAUGGCUUCAUGCGUGAUGGACAGUUGUUAGAGGAACAAAGUAUUGCCAAGAUCCGCCACAUCCCUAUCAUCGUUGUACAGGGCAGGUAUGAUGUAGUUUGCCCGCCAACGACCGCUUGGGCGCUCAAGAUGGCUUGGGAAGCGAACGGUGCCGAAUCAGCGUCGUUCACUUUCCAUCUCGUCCAAGAUGCUGGUCAUUCAUCUCGCGAGCCAGGGAUAGAGAAGAAGCUUGUCGAAGCUGCUGAUGAAGUUGUCGAGAAGUAUUGA